GUUGGAGUGGUUGGACUGUCCGUCGUCCGACUUGGACACAGCUGCUUGUUCAGAUUGCUGGACCGGCGCUCUCACAAAUACAAUAUGUCAAAGUUUUAAAUUUUUAAUAAAUACUUAAGUAGCAUGAUUAAAGAAUAAAGAUAUAGGUAUCUAAAUUAAAUUUUUGUAGUUCACUAGUUCCUUAGUUUGUCAUAAUGCCACAACCACGGUAUACAAGUAUAUUUAUUAUUAUUCCAUUUAAAAGUUAAUAAGUUUAACUUAUUGUCUGGUUAGUCGUUAUUAAAUUAAUAGUUAAGACAUGUGACAAGGAUUUCUAAUUUGGCCUGCAAUAUUAAAUGACAUAAUAUCUAAUAUGAGCAAUCAAAGCUUGAAAGCUCUCAAACACGGCCAUUAUGAGGUUGUGCCAGAAAAACUAUAUUUUAUGACAAUAGGUCAAUAGUAAAUCGCGGGAAUUCGAAAAAACGAGGGCUAACAUUUGAUAACAAAUAUGAUAAUCACGGAAUAUUUUAAAUUUCAGAAAGUACUUAAGUUUUAAUUUUAAUUAUUAUUUUUGGUUGAUCAUUGAUCCAUAUUCCAUAGGCACUAUAGGUAACUGCAUUUCGGCUAUUUCGAUAUUUUAUAUCAAUAUAGACAAUAUAAGACAGUAUUAUUUCAUUAUAUUGUAUAUUUUGUUAACAUAAUUCCAAAAUGAUUUAUAACAUUUAGAUUAAACUAUAUAAUAAUGAAGUUUCGUGGUAAAAUUAUUGAUCCUCAUUGCAUGAAGCAGUUCUACAGUAUUGUGAUUAUUUUAUCCAAACUAUGUAGAAAUGUUGUUUUGAGGCUGAGUUCUACUAAAUUAUACUUAAUCGCUUCAAAUGAGUCUAACAGUAAUCAAAUUAGUGUUUGGUCUGUAUUAGACCAACAGUCAUUUUUCAAAGACUAUGACAUGAUUGGUGAAACAGAAUAUAAUGAAAUUUUAUUCAGUUUGCCAAUUGAUAUGCUUGCAUCUUCACUGAGUUCAGCAAAACAAACAAAUUUAAAAACCCUCAAAAUGAAACUUACUGAUAAACUAUCACCAUGUCUGACUAUUGAAUUAGAUCUGGAAUCUCAAGUAUCUAGUAAACAGUUAUGUACUCAUGACAUUCCAGUUUCUGUAAUACUACCAAAAGAUUGGUCAGCAUAUAAGGAACCAACCAUACCUGCACAUAAUAUUAGUGUCGUCAUGCCAUCGAUACGAGUUGUACGGCACAUUGUUGACAAGAUGAAACGCAUAGGUCCCAGGUUAAUGGUAUCAUUGGAUUCUUCUGGGAAAAUGGUUUUAGGAGUAUCAAAUUUAUCAGCCACAGUCGACACACAUUUUAUAGGUCUUGAGAUUGUUAAUGUACAAAAUUCAACUGAUAAGGAAAACAAAUAUUCUACGGUAGUUGAUAUCAAAAAAUUUUCACAAUUUUUAAAUUGUGAAACACUAAAUUUAUMAAAAAUAUUAUGUCAUGUAGUUGAGGGAAUGCUGUUACAUUGCUCAAUAGAAGAAGAUGAAUAUGUAUUACAUUAUUUUUUGAGUGGAAUUGAUGAUUAACAUUUAUAUAUCAAAUCUGUAAAUAAAUAUAUAAUUUAA
This is a messenger RNA of Diuraphis noxia (Russian wheat aphid), 1594 nucleotides long. RefSeq names its product Hus1-like checkpoint clamp component (gene Hus1-like). Gene Ontology annotation, cellular component: checkpoint clamp complex; nucleolus; site of double-strand break. The record is from RefSeq and is a predicted model, not a curated record. Gene Ontology annotation, biological process: mitotic intra-S DNA damage checkpoint signaling; mitotic DNA replication checkpoint signaling; telomere maintenance. Lineage: Eukaryota; Metazoa; Arthropoda; Insecta; Hemiptera; Aphididae.